Messenger RNA from Globicephala melas (long-finned pilot whale), 1545 nucleotides. NCBI's taxonomy places the organism in Eukaryota, Metazoa, Chordata, Mammalia, Artiodactyla, Delphinidae. The record is from RefSeq and is a predicted model, not a curated record.
AUGGAGGGACUACAGCAAAGAGCCGAAUUGCAGGCAAAGAUUUGGAAGAUAGCAAACGACGUACGUGGCUCAGUAGACGGCUGGGACUUUAAGCAGUUCGUCCUAGGCACACUAUUCUAUCGCUUUAUCAGUGAACAUUUCAAAACUUAUAUAGAGGCUGGAGACGAGAGCGUGCAUUAUGCCGAGCUGGAGGAUAGCGUAAUAGAUGACUUUAUCCGAGAAGAUGCCAUCAAGACGAAGGGCUACUUCAUCUACCCCUCUCAGCUCUUUGAGAAUGUGGUCAAGACAGCUCACACAAACCCCAACCUUAAUACAGACUUAGCACAGAUUUUCGCCGAGAUAGAGGGUUCGGCUAACGGCUACCCCUCGGAGGCAGACAUCAAGGGACUCUUUGGCGACUUUGACACGACCAGCUCUCGCCUAGGGAAUACCGUGGAGGAUAAGAAUAAACGCCUGACGGCUGUCCUCAAGGGCGUGGCAGAGCUGAAGCUUAAUAACUUUGAAGAUAGUGAGAUUGAUCUCUUUGGCGAUGCCUACGAGUUCCUCAUCUCUAACUAUGCGGCCAAUGCAGGUAAGUCAGGAGGCGAGUUCUUCACCCCUCAGAAUGUGUCUAAGCUAAUAGCAAGGCUGGCGAUGUACGGUAAGGAGAAAGUCAAUAAAAUCUAUGACCCUGCCUGUGGCUCUGGCUCACUGCUCCUACAGGCGAAGAAGCAUUUUGAUAAGCAUAUUAUAGAGGAGGGCUUCUUUGGGCAGGAGAUUAACCACACGACCUACAACCUCGCCCGUAUGAAUAUGUUCCUGCAUAACGUGAAUUAUGAUAAGUUCCAAAUAAUGCUGGGCGAUACGCUGACGAACCCCCUUUUGCAGGACGACAAGCCUUUUGAUGCUAUCGUCUCUAACCCUCCGUACUCGGUCAAGUGGGUGGGCAGUGAUGACCCUACGCUGAUCAAUGAUGAUCGUUUUGCUCCUGCUGGGGUGCUUGCCCCAAAGUCUAAGGCUGACUUUGCCUUUAUCCUACACUGCCUGAGCUACCUCUCUAGCCGUGGUAGGGCUGCCAUCGUCUGCUUCCCUGGUAUCUUCUACCGUGGUGGGGCAGAGCAGAAGAUACGUAAGUACCUGAUUGACAAUAACUAUAUAGAGAGUGUCAUCUCGCUUGCCCCUAACCUUUUCUUCGGUACGUCUAUCUCGGUGAAUAUAUUGGUGAUAGCGAAGAAUAAGGCUGACAAUAAUAUUCAGUUUAUUGACGCUUCGGGAGAAGACUUCUUCAAGAAAGAGACGAACAACAACGUGAUGACCGAGGAACAUAUUACGGAGAUUGUCAAGCUCUUUGGCGAGAAGACAGAGCAGGCACACGUCAGCGUUAAUGUGGACAAGCGUCAGGUGGCAGAGAAUGACUACAACCUCUCGGUCAGCUCUUACGUGGAGGCGAAGGAUACUCGUGAGGUCAUUGACAUCAAUCAGCUCAAUGAUGAAAUAAAAGGUAUCGUUAGCCGAGCAGAUACGCUACGCUCCAGCCUUGACGAGGUCAUCAAGGUCAUUGCCUAA